Meloidogyne enterolobii is the source of this 456-nucleotide messenger RNA. The record is from the annotation of a GenBank genome assembly. Lineage: Eukaryota; Metazoa; Nematoda; Chromadorea; Rhabditida; Meloidogynidae.
CAAUACUUUACCCGUUCCUGAAUGUGAUUAUUUACCAGGAACUGGGAGAUCAGAAUUUGUUAGAGGAAUGUUUGUUGCUUCUUGUCUAAAUGAUGAAAUUAUUGGGUGUUUAGAUAUUUAUGGGGAUUUAGUUCGUUCUGGACAUUUAUUUGUUUAUACACAAGGCCAGCUUAGAAGAUGUAUUAUUUAUGGACGUGGGCGAUGGGCAAAAACUGAGAGAUUGGGUUGUUUCAAUGGAAGUCGGGAAGUUGAUCCUCAAAAUAAACUUUAUCACGUUCCUUUGGGCCGAAGGUGGAUAAAUGGUAAUUUUGAGCUUCGAUGUACUGAUAAUGGAAUUAUUGUUUACAAAUGUUUGGUUGAUGGAAGGCGAAUACAUGAGGGCACUGCCUGGAUAGACAAAGAUGGCGUUUUAAAUUUUUGCGAAUGAAAAUACUUGAUAAUGUUUUGUUUUUAUUC